Candida tropicalis MYA-3404 is the source of this 915-nucleotide messenger RNA. RefSeq lists its product as uncharacterized. The transcript has a single exon. The record is from RefSeq and is a predicted model, not a curated record. Bases 1 to 915 code for a protein of 304 amino acids. Lineage: Eukaryota; Fungi; Ascomycota; Pichiomycetes; Serinales; Debaryomycetaceae.
AUGGACCUCAUUCAACAAUAUCAGUCCGACUCUGAAAGUGAAUCUGAAUUCGAAUCUGAAAGGGAAGAAGAGGUUGGGUUAAAUAAGGAACAAGAGAAUAACCCCAAAGUUAACAAUCAAGAAAAGUGUGAAUCAGAAAGUAGUCUCCCACCUCUUCCUAGAAUCGAGAUCUACCUGCAACAAUAUCAACAGAAUAUGUCACUCAAAGAAUUUAGUUCAUACUGCUAUUUACCAUGGAAUCCAUCGUUACCAGUGGUUAGAACUCUAGAUAAAGUAUGUGAAAAGGUGAUCCAGACAUUUCCCGAACUUUCAAAGAACUAUAAAUUUGUUCAACCCCACAAAGACAUUUCACGAGAAGUCAAACAUCAUAUCAGUGUCACUUAUAGUUUCACGAUGCCGAUAGAUAAAGCAGACCAUGUGUUGCCUUCUAUGAUGAAAAAGUUUUCCAAAGUUGAAAUACCUCAGUCUUUGGUGCAAGAAAUUGGGGGUAGCAGUUCUCCACUUAUCGCCAUUAUGAAUAAGAAAAGAAAAGGUGUUCGUUUCCUGUUAAAUGACCAUUUGACAGUAAGAGGAUCCGGUCUGAAGAUAUUCUUAUGUGCUGAUCUAAAUUCAUCCGAUGAAUCGCAGCAACAGCUAUGCAAGGAAUUACGUAGUAUUUCAAAGAAUGUAUUACUUGAAAAUGGUAUUCAACCGCCUCCAGAAGGUACGUUUUUGCUGCCUCCUCAUGUUUCGGUUAGCAUUGGUUAUUUAAAAGGCAAGAUUUUAUCAAAAACGGACAUUAGGAAGAUCAAUCUGAAACUAACUGGUAUCAAAUUUAGAGAACUACAGGAUGUAAACGUUGAUGUAGAAGAGAUACAUUGUAUCCGUCCGCCGCAAAAGGAAGUCAUUCCAGUUCAUAGUCAACGUCUCUUGUAA